Molecule: messenger RNA, 453 nt
Organism: Pelobates cultripes (western spadefoot toad)
Lineage: Eukaryota; Metazoa; Chordata; Amphibia; Anura; Pelobatidae
Source: the annotation of a GenBank genome assembly
UGUACAUAAUGGUAAUUACCCAGGCAAAAUAUUCUACUAUCUGCUAUAGUAGUAAUAGUAUUAAAAUGAUGGUGUGUUGCCAAGUUUGCAGCCAGAACAUCUGUAAUCAAUUUCCCUGAAUUCCUCAUUAUGAUGGCCCAUAAAAUGAAAGAUACAGAUACUGAAGAAGAAAUCAGAGUGGCAUUCCGAGUGUUUGACAAGGAGGGAAAUGGCUUUAUAAGUGCAGCAGAACUCCGUCAUGUGAUGACAAACCUGGGAGAGAAAUUAACAGAUGAAGAGGUUGAUGAGAUGAUUAGAGUAGCUGACAUUGAUGGAGACGGUCAAGUAAAUUAUGAAGAACUUGUACAGAUGAUGAUCUCAAAGUGAAGUCCUUCAUGUGUUUUCUAGAAAGAUGUUAAUUUGCCUAUCUUUGAUGUUAUGAUAUGCCAGUAAAAAAUAGUAUUCUAAUUAUAU